GAAAAAUUCCCUUCCCCUUGAGGUUCCCGCACAUCAACAACAACAAUUAUCAGAAUCCUGGCCUGCAGCACCUGGCAUAACCUCCGUGACCGUCACUUUCCCUCCAUCACAGCUUGACCCAUUUUCCAGCCAGCUUAUCAAAGUCAAUGCGGAGACGCGGCGCACUGGCCCCUGGACCCGAUCCACUGCCAGUUACCAUCUUGGAAGUCAGCAUCACUGCCGCCGUGUACACUGUCACCGAAAUCAGAAAUUGAUAUUAGCCGCUCAGCUUCGCAAUUAAGGCUUUGUGACAAUGCCGUGGCAGCCCUUGCCACUGUCAUACGCGGUUGCCAUUUAUCCCUUUCAACCAUCCUCGUCGCCGGCUGAGCUUCCACUUCAAAUUGGCGAUCAGCUUUAUGUGAUCGAGCAAGGCGGGAAAGAUGGUUCCUGGUGUCGGGGUUAUCUAGUAGCACCUCCAACGUUACUAUCCUCUCUAACCUCUGGAGUUCGCACCAUUUCCGAUGCUCGCGUAUUUUCUGGCAUCUUCCCGCGAUGCUGUAUCGAUAUUCGCGAACAAUUGGGACAGGCUCCCCCUCUCCCAAAGCAGGCAGGGCAGCCAAAGCCCCCUGCCCCAGUGCCAAUGUUGAAAAUCGGCGAUGAAUCACCAACAUCAUCCGCCGAACCCUUGGUGGAUGAGAUCUCCAGCUGUCUUAGAGAAUGGUACAUUCUCCACCUGCCUGAUCUCGUCCUACGACGGGAAUAUCAGCUGCUCGACAAGAUGUCCGAGUUCUCCACACGUCUGGACUACGCUCGACGAGAAUUGCUGAAUGAUGUUCUGACGACCCAGGAACGAAUAGGAGUUCGAGAACAGGCGGUAUGGGAUUUGGCUCGAGGCAAUAAGAUGCUCAGUGGCGACAUCAUUGUCAGAGAUCCUCACCAGCAUGGUCGGUUACUAACUUCAGAGGAUUCGGCGAUUGAGGUCACCAAAUUACAAUCAGUCAUGGGUGUCCUCGAUGGCACACCAGCAGAAAAGUCAAAGGUUACCUCUCUCCACCAUGCACUACUGGAAGUUAAAUCUGUUGCUGGUUCAGACUUGGACCAAGUCACUGUGAGCCUUUCGUUGUAUCAGAAGAACGAAGAGGGCACGGUAUCUUCUUUUUCCGAGGCAUUCACAUCUCUUGCUUCAGCUAAGAUUAAGACUCUCUUCUCUGAUCUCGGUUCUCGAGACAUUGCUUCCGACGGUCAGCUAUAUCUAGUCGCCAAGGUAGUGGUGCCGGAAGCCCCACGCAAGGCCAGGAAAGUCGUAGCGGAGCGACCGCCAUCAAGAAAUGGGACAGUUCGAAGUCAAAGACAGUUGUCCCUUAACAAGCGGCGAUCGAGUCUGCUUUUUGGGAAGAAGAAGAAUGCUGAACGACCACAAUUGGGCCAGAAUGGUCGUGUCACGCCUCAAACUGCCAGAGCCUCCACACCGACUAUCAUAGAGGACGAGGAAGAUCCACCUCCGAACAGACCGCCAGCACCGCCAGUGCCCCGUACUGUGGGAGUGGGGAUCUUGGACGUCGCCGAGAUCAUGAGGAACAAUCGCUCGAUUGAGGAGAGUAUAACCAUCUGGGCCUCACCUCAACGCGAAGACGAGAAAGGUCUGGAAGAUGACCCCGUUAUAGCACAGCUCCUCAAUCAUUCGGGCAAGAACUUUGUGAUUUCAAACAGAGUUUCUUCGGUCAAUAUUAAACUCACAUCGUUCGCUGCGCCAGAUGCAGACACUCUUAUCAAGAACAAUCCGACCUCGAUGCAUUUAGUUGUCAAGACACAGAAGAUGGGCUUUUCAGAAGCCCCCUCAAAACCCCGUCAUGACAUUUAUUUCAGACUCAACAAGGCUCUUGUCGGCCCAAACGCUCACCUGUCACACCCGGAACUUGGUAUCGCACCACUGAGAAAUACUGCACUAAAGAAUUUGCAGCUGACCAUGGAGGUCCGAGAUUCUUCUGGCCGCCGUGUCGAACAUUGUAUCUUCCCAUCAUCAAACGGAGCGGGUGUAACGGCGUUUCGCACAAAUGCCGUCGAGCAUGAUUCUCGAUGGGACCAGACCCUUUGUCUCCGCAUUCCGACCAACAAGGUCAGUGACAGUCAUCUUGUGUUGAGCAUAGCAGACGCCCCGGAGUUCCCCUUCGCUUUGGCUUGGAUGCCUCUGUGGGAUCAGCAGGCCUUCAUCAGCGAUGGAGGCCAUUCUUUAAUUCUCCAUGCCUAUGACAAAGUCACGUCUAGCAUUAUCCAGGGCAAGGGGGCCUACCUCUCCCUGCCCUGGAACAACGCCAAUUACAAGACCGUCUUCGAGGGUGCAAUGACACAUGUUGCCUCAGUCGAAGUGGAGACAGUCUUGUGCAGUACCGAGUUUUCUCAGGAUCGUACACUGGCAUCUCUGAUCAGCUGGAAGCAUCAAUCAUCUGUGAAACUGCUGGAUAUUCUACAGAAGGUCACUUUUGUCCCGGAAAUUGAAAUCGUCAAACAACUCCGGGAAGUCCUGGACGCUUUGUUUGGGGUGUUGGUUCACAAGUCGGGCGAAUCAAAGUUUGAGGACCUGAUAUUCAACGAUAUCGUCUUCGUUCUGGGAAUUGUCCAUGAUAGGAGGUACAAUUUGGGCCCUCUGGUGGAUCAGUAUACCGAAAACAACUUCCGCUCUCCCUAUGCUGCAUCUGGACUCAUACGCAGUUUUACUAGACUCCUGCAAAGUGUUUCUGACCCUCAGAGUGCCCGAGAUAUGAGAGCGCUUUUCAAAGUUGGGCGAAUGUUUAUGAAGAUUGUCAUCACUUCAUACCAGCAGCGGCGAUUUGGGACUCAGGCGAAAGAUGUUGAAGACAAGUACUCGCACUUUAGGGAAGAUAUGCAAGCCAUCCUUUUUGGAUUGCAGAUGAUGAUGCGCAGUGAAACAGCGGCAUUAGUGGGAAGCAAGACUCUUCUAGUUCAACAGUUCCACACCUGGCUACCAGAAUUGUUACCUGCCUUCUCCAGAGAAGAAGUCAUGCAGAUCGCGAUUGACUUUAUCGAUUCUUGCGACGGCGCCACAGGUAAAUUGUUCUUGUUCAGGCUGGUCUUGAUCUUGAACUACACCAAAUUGGACCAGAUCUGGGUUGAAGAUCAAGACAAGGAGCUUCUAGUCGAGAACUGUGUCAGAUGGCUCAACCCAUGCUGGUCACCUAAUUCCGUCACAGAUGUGUGGCAUGAACAAGUGCGGUUGAGCUGUUCGGUGGUCGCCCAACUGAUGCGGUUCCCAACCCAUCAUCUGCAGGACUUCAUGCCGAAGCUCAUCUCCGCAUACUGCUCAAUCUCAAGUGAGCCCCCGACAAAGAAAUGGGCCCUUUCGCUCCUGUUCUCUGAGCAAUAUCCACUGGUCAGCAAACCGGCUGAAAGCAACGACCAAUUUGACGAGGCUCUUCUCGAGCUGUCUGCUCUCAUUUCGGCCAUUGCGAAAUUGAGACCAACUACCGCCCCGAAGCUUGAACAACAAGACUUGUCCGAAUACAUAUUGUCGACAUUGACGGUAUUGCGGUCGUUGUUGAAGAAUGACGCUUGCCCGUCAUCGUGGCUCAGUCUACACAUAUACAAUCAUGCCUCAGCCCUCACUAUACUUGACCAUCUCUCGACACUUCUAGUCUCAUACUAUCUACCUACACCUGAGGAUGCUGAAUCAUUCGACAUGCAGUUAUGGAAGUCGUUCCUUGAUACACUGAUCAAUCUUGUAUCUUCGCCGGCGCUCACUCUGGAGCUGUUUCCUGAACAAAAGAGACGGGCGGUGUGGAAGAUUGCCGGUGACGUGCGACAACAUGGAGCCGAGUUGCUUCGCAGGAGCUGGGAGAGCUUAGGAUGGGAAGCAACAGCUGAUGAUCAACGCCGGUACAACAUACGCAAGUUAGGAGGCUAUCAGGUACAAUAUGUCCCUAGCCUUGUUGGACCAGUCAUCAGCCUUUGUUUGAGCAUGCACGAAGGAUUGCGGAAAGUUGCGGUAGAAAUUUUGCAAACCAUGAUCAUCAGCGAGUGGGCACUCAGCGAGGAUCUGGAACUUGUGGAAACAGAAAUCAUUGGUGCGUUGAACACAACUCUCAAGGCCAAAGCCGUGUCGGCCAACGAAGCCAUGGGACGGAAGUUCUUUAUUGCAGAACUGCUGGAUCUAUUCCAGACGAUCGCGAAUCAACCGGACGACGCGCUUUGGACAGCAUUGGAAGAACUUGUUGGCACGAUUGAAGAACUGGUAGACCUCCUUACCUCGUCUGAGUCGGAGCAUGGCUCCACGGGCGCAGCUGGUGCCACGACGAAUGCCAAAACACGAACCAAUGGCCACGGGCCUGGCAAGGACAGCGACUCGCAAACCUCUGAGUCGAAAGAACUUGAUCGAGCACGCCGCAGCAUUGAUGGCUUGAGCCCGACUUCUCAGCAGCAAGGGCGCGAAAGAGCAUAUGGAGUUCAUGCCCUAGAGUGUUACAAGCAGCUUGCAGACGAAUAUGAGAGGAAUGGAGACUACAAACGUCUAGCCAAGACAUAUCGAGCGAUCGCAAGGAUUCAUGAAGCGAGGGCCACGAGCCGACUUGCUGGUGGCAGGGAUCUCGUCAAUGGACGUGGUCGACUAGACGAGGAGCUCGAAGAGGAUCCCUGAGGUAUGUGUCCUCGCAGUACCACGGAAGGAGAUUGGGUGGAAAUGCAGUAAGAGGUCACUGGGUACCAGGGACCAGGGGACGAUUUUGGGCUUGUUGAUUCAACUUUGUGCGAGUAUGUGAUUAUUAGCCAAGUUAGUAGCCUUGAGCGCCCGACUCAGA
Messenger RNA from Exophiala mesophila, 4787 nucleotides. RefSeq lists its product as uncharacterized. Gene Ontology annotation, molecular function: small GTPase binding; guanyl-nucleotide exchange factor activity. Gene Ontology annotation, cellular component: cytoplasm; plasma membrane. The coding region runs from base 293 to 4627 and encodes 1444 amino acids. Lineage: Eukaryota; Fungi; Ascomycota; Eurotiomycetes; Chaetothyriales; Herpotrichiellaceae. The transcript has a single exon. Gene Ontology annotation, biological process: small GTPase-mediated signal transduction. The record is from RefSeq and is a predicted model, not a curated record.